AUGGCGACCCCACGCUUCAACUUCAAUGUCUCUUACUCGGAGCCCGUGAAUCGCCCUGGCGAUGAACCGGUCCUCACCAUGGACGAUGUCUGGCAGGGGAUCUUACACGGGGCACGAUAUCCCCAGGACAUGGCGGAAUACGUGGCCAACUGCGAAAUACUGUCGGGCGAAGAGCUCAAGUUCCGUCGCAGGCUGACCAUUGGCGGCGGCGGCGCGGUGCACACGGGCGCGGGCGAAGUCAUUGAUCAGGAUGUGAUCCUCCGCCCGAUGCUGAACGUUGAGGCGACUACCACCACGUCCGGCGCGACGACCAUCUUUGGAAUGUCGCAGGGGACUCAGGAGCCUCCCGAUGCCGAGCGACCUGACAUCUAUUUCACCGGCGUGUAUGAGCUGUGGAUUGACGGCGUUGAGGAUGGCAGCAAGGAGGCCGAAGGGGUCCGUGUUAAGUACGGCGCCUUGGCCAAGGGCGCAACGCAGGACGGCGUCAAGACCUUUAGACGGUGGAAGAAGGAGGGUAAGCUGGAGCAGUGGGCCAAGCUUGGGAACGGUGCCUAA
Messenger RNA from Purpureocillium takamizusanense, 555 nucleotides. RefSeq lists its product as uncharacterized. The transcript has 2 exons. NCBI's taxonomy places the organism in Eukaryota, Fungi, Ascomycota, Sordariomycetes, Hypocreales, Ophiocordycipitaceae. The record is from RefSeq and is a predicted model, not a curated record. Bases 1 to 555 code for a protein of 184 amino acids.